AUGCAAACUUUGAGGAGAAGAACAAGUCCAUGUAAAUAUAAAAAUGAUCCAUCUAGAUUUUUGGGAGAAGGGAUAACAUUUAAAGCUAAACUUAUUGGAAUAUUAGAAGUGAGCGAAGCAAGAGGUGAUAAAAUGUGUCAGGAUGCUCUUAACGAUUUAAAAACGGCCAUAAGAGCCGCUGGAGAACACAAACAAAGGAUUACAAUAAGUAUUUCCAUUGACGGAUUAAAAUUAAGGGAUGAAAAAACGGGAGAUUGUCUUUAUCAUCAUCCCGUUCAUAAAAUUUCAUUUAUUGCUCAAGACAUGUCCGAUUCCAGAGCUUUCGGUUACAUAUUUGGUUCUCCAGACACGGGUCACAGGUUUUUCGGUAUAAAAACAGAUAAAACGGCGAGUCAGGUCGUGAUUUCAAUGAGAGAUUUAUUUCAAGUAGUUUUCGAAUUAAAAAAAAAAGAAAUAGAAAUGGCCAAACAACAUACGGAACAACAUCAAACAAAAUAUGGAAGCACGGGAUUUAUCGAUUCGUUACAUUUAUCAAAAGAUGAAAACGAAUUUGAUAAAAACAAGGGAAAAUAUUCACAAUUGCUUAAAACAAGGUGCCUAAGUUCAAAAUCAAACGAACCGAAUUCGUCGUCUGAUUUUAAAGUGCCAGAUUCGGAAGCCAUUGCGGAUCUAUUGGAUUUAGAACAGGGAAUCAAUCAAAUCGAUAAAAUAUCGUCUUCUGAUCCGUUCGGUUCACUUUGCAGGGAUAAUCCUUACGAUCCGUUCGACGAUUCUUUUUCAAAUAAAUUAAAUCAACCGUCGAAUGAAAAAGUUUUAUCUGAUAUUAUAACAAAACCUCAUCAUUUGGAUAAUUCUUCAUCGGAUUUAGAUAAGAAUUCUUCUUUUUUCGAAUCCGUUCCAUCAACGAGUAAAGCUAAUUUUUUUUGCCAAUUUUCUCCGGAUUCAUCCGAACCUGGAAAAUUUAAUAAAACCGAACAUAAAUGGUUCGAACAAGAAAAUGAUAACGUGUUUGACGAUUUGAAAAUAAAUGGUAGUAAUAAUGAACAAAUUACUUCUUCGUCCGCGGUUCUUAACGCUCCCGUUCCUCCCGAGUCCGAAACGAACGACAGCAUAAAAAGUCCAAUAAAAACAGAUUUGUUCACGGAAUUGGAUCCGUUGGGUACAGGUCGAGUAAAGCCCUACGUUGACAAGAAAGAUUUUUUUCAAGAUCUCAAAAAUCCGCCGAAAAAAAUAUUAAAAGAAAUAAUUUCUGAUGGAACGCUGGCUGACGCGUCAUCUUCAUAUUUUCCGACGCAGUUCCCGAACGACAAAAUCCUUAAAUCGGGAAAAAUUGAAGGGAUUUCGGAAUCUAUAAAGGAUUCAUCUUUGACGGGGAAAACAUCUAAAACGGAUCCAUUUGAAAAUGCAGACCCUUUUAAAGAAACGGAUCCUUUUCAAGAAGAAAGCUUUUUGUCAUCAACGGGAUUUUCUCCCAUAUUUGGUACCAAACCUUCUUUAGAUGAAAUAUUUGAUGAAAAAGCAUCGUGGAAAUUUGAAAAAUUUAAGCCUUUUAAAGAAGAAAACGUUGAAAGCAAUUCGUACUCGACUUCUUUUUCAUUGUUUUCAAGUUCGACUCUUAAAGUGUCACUUCCGCCGGAGAGAACCGAUACGAAAACUCAUUCCCUUUCUAGUCCGAAUACUAAAAUAAAUAUGGCUGUUAACUCAUUGGAUGAUUUGAAUCAAAGAAAGCAAACGCAGCAAAUUAAUUUGGAUAAAAACCUGACGGAAACGUCGGAAAACGAAUCUCAAGUUUUAGAAGAACCUUUUGUAAAAAGUGAAAUAAAAACUUCGGGUCCUAAACCGGAUGUACUCAAAUCCCCGUUUAAAAAUAAAUUUUCUUCUUUAAGUUCUCCGACGGAAACAAAAACUGAAAAAAGUGUGACUAAAUUAUAUUCGAGUGUUGAAGUUUUAGAAGCCACGACUCCCGAUCCUCCUCCUAGAGCGAAAACCGCCGUUUUUUCAAUAAAACCUCCACCCUUACCCCCUAAAAAGUUAAAUCAAACCAAUGUCAAACCUCCUGCGAGACCACCAUUAGGCGAAGAACGAAUUUUACAUUAUGAUCAUGUACAGCAAGAUAAAGUAGAUAGAAUUAAUUUUAAUGAAAAAUUAAAAAAUGUUAAAUUAGAUGGGAAAUCAUCAGAAGACAACGGGUCAUCAUCACAACACAAUGAUUCGGUUAAUAAAGUUUCUUCGGAACCUUUUUUCCCUGUUUUACUUCCUCCACCUAAUCGGAAAACAUCCAUCGAUUCCAAUAAAACCAGUUCGAAAAAGCCCGCGGAUGUUAAAACGGAAAUAGCUCCAGGAACCACAACCGGUUCGGUAUUAAAUAUAAAAUUAAUGCAAUUGGAUAGUGCAGGAUUAGAAAAUUUGGCGGCCACGUUAGGAGUACCAUCGAAAAAUAUAUACAGUAUGACGUUGCAAGACUUGACAAAAAUGUUAACAGAAAAAUACAAGAGUUUAGGUGGUGGAGAUCAAGAAAAAAAAACCGUUGAUGACACUUUCGAAGCCGAUUUCGAUUCGAAUUUUUCUAAACCGGAAACGGAAUCGAAUACUACGUAUGAUAAAUACGCAGUUUUUAAAGAACUCAUUCAAAGUGAAUGUAAUGAAGCGUCUCCUUUUCAAAAUCAGAACGAAAGUGAAGAAGUGAAUUCGGAAAAUUUUAAAAAUUCUGAAAAUGAAAUUCGACAACCGGAAGAUCCAACGGAAGACAAAUAUGCAGCUUUACGUCAGCUUUCGUUAAACGUUCAAGAAACGGAAAAAAUUGAAGAUGGUGGAAAAAUUGCGGAGGUUGAAGAAAUCGAAUCAGAUCCGAAAAAAUCUAUAAGUACCGGAAAUCCACCAGAAACGAGCACCAUUAGUAAAUCAACGGAGAGUCAAACGGCUAAUACUAAUGCGGAAUAUGGAGACUGGGCAUCCAACACCAGCUGGUUAAAACUCUCGGAAACGGAUAAACCUAAAGAAAUUCAAACAUUAUCGAGCGAAAGUCAAUUUUUCCCUCUCGAAGAUGAUUUUUCCGACGAAAAGAAACCAUCAAGUUUCAGAGACAAUUGGGCAACAUUUGACAAACCUGAAUUUAACGAAACGUCGAAAAAAAAAUCCCUAGAAAAUUUAUACGAAAACGAAAAUUCACCAUUUUCAUCGGACGGUAAAGAAGAAGAAAAAGAAAUACCGUUUCAUUGGCAUCAGAAUGUCGGAAGGAGGAAAAAAUGUAAAGAAAUGUGUUGGAAAGACGACGACGAAUCCUGGGAUGAUUAUUCACCAAAGGAAAGCAUCUGCAGCGAUGAAUCCUCACGGGAAGAUGGAUCUCCCGACGUGGAUCCCGAUAAUCAAUUUGAAAACGCUUUAUGGACGAUGAGAGAUAAAAUACCAAAAAUGAAAAAUUGGAAAACUAAAGGUAAACAACAACAGUGGAUUCAUAAUGAUAAAUGGCAACAAGACGAAACCGAAGAUGAAUUUGAUGAUUUUUGGAGACGUCAAAAAGAUAGGUCGGCAAGUUACGAAACAACAAAACGAAAUUAUUGGAGAGGUAAAAGUUACGACGAUCAAAAAAAACGUUACGAUUGGUGCAAUACUUGGGGGGAACACUGCGAAGAUAGUGGCGGGGGUGGUGGAGGAAGCAGACGUUCUCAUUAUUAUGGAAAUCGUAGGAAACGAAGCGAAUCAGACCAUGAAUACCGGAAAAGAUAUGAUUCUGAUGCUUCUGAUAAAGAAUGUAUAUGGUCAUUUCAAAAAAAUUAUAGCGAACCACAAAAUCGAACGGGAAAACAAAAAUCACAUCUUUACGGUUCGAGUCGUCCAUUUAAAGACUGUUCAGACUAUCAUUACGGAUCGUAUGGUAAACACCGUAAGGAAACAUCAUCACAAAAACGUCCCAACAGUGCUUCAGAAUGUAAAAAAAAUUAUGAAAAAAUGUUCAGCCCUUAUUACGGUAACCAUUCGUUUAACGAAACCGGUGAUAAAACGUACCCGGGUAAAAAAAAUAUAACAAAAGAAGAAUUUUUUAAUCGUAAUCCGAAAGACGUUAUUAUUAACAAAUGCAGAAGCGAUUUCGAAUUCGAUAUAACCGACAGAAGGAUAAACAACAACAGCAGUCAAAAAUUUAAACAGAAUAAAAUGAGGGGAUACUUAGGAUCGCCCCCUCCCGGAAAAAAAGAUAAUAAUUAUACCGAAACGGGUAUUGUGGAAAAACCGGAAACGUCAUCUACUCGAUUCAGGUUCGAUAGCGAAUCCGAUAAUUUCGAUAAAGAUAAAAUAUCUAUUGACACGUCAUCAAAAUACUCAUUCGAUAAAUCGAAUCGAUGGUCAUUGACGAAUGGUAAAACGGAAGAGGAAAUAAAUACGUUUAAUCCGAAAAAUACUACGAUCGAUCCAUCAUUUUCCACCGCCAUAAAAUCACCGAAAAAAAAAUCGAACGAUAAUAAUUUCGAUAAUAAUAAAUCGAUUAAUUGUAAAUCGACGGUUAAAAAUCAAUUAUCGAAAACUUCGAGACAAGAUCCAUCAUCAUCAUCAUCCACCCUUUUAAGAAAAUCAGAUUCAAUAAAUAUUUUCUCAAGGGAUAAUGAUCCAUUUGAGGAACCUGAACAAUUACCUGCUAAAGUUUACGUUGGUAAAGAUGGAAAUGUCGGAGCAUCUUUUGGAGGAUAUUCGGCAAGUGCAGGUCUUGGUGGAAUAUUAACGGGAGAUGUUGCAAAAGGAGGACUUCAUGCGGAAGCCGGUACACCUCAGGGACAUUUUGCUUCUGCCGGUUUAGGCGGUUCCGUAUCAGAAAGUGGCGGCGCUCACGGUCAUACUUAUUCGAAAUCGGGUAAAAUCGAACCUGUUGUUGUUUCCGGUGUACAAUCUUCGGAAUCUUCUGGAACCAGCAACGUACAAACAUCUAAUAACGUUAGAAUAGGUGGUGGUGGUGGCGUCGUUGAAGGACCGCAAAAAUCGACAUUUUUCGACGACAUAUUUAAUGUGAGUCAAAAUUAA
Messenger RNA from Pediculus humanus corporis (human body louse), 5010 nucleotides. RefSeq lists its product as uncharacterized. NCBI's taxonomy places the organism in Eukaryota, Metazoa, Arthropoda, Insecta, Psocodea, Pediculidae. The record is from RefSeq and is a predicted model, not a curated record. The transcript has 9 exons. Bases 1 to 5010 code for a protein of 1669 amino acids.